AUGGUCUCGAAAUGCCGACGGAUCCUCGAAAGGGAGACCAAACUAUUCAUUGAGUCUGAAAGAACUUCGGGACUACCAAGACGACUCGCGCAUUUCCACCCUGACCUCGAAGACGACGACGACUAUUUCGUUGACCGUACUCAGGUUGUUGCAUUGGGCUCGUCGGAUAUUCCUCCGCCUACAAACUUUCAGAAGAAGUUUGCAUUUUGUGAGCCGGAUCCACAGCAGGAUCUAGCUGUGCUUGUAGAAGACGAACAACAAAGCUCCCAGGUUGUACGCUUCCAUCUUCAUUCGCUGACUACCGGACAACCUCAUCCAGUUGCAGAACAUCCUAUCAUUACUGUCAGCUUUGACAUUGAAUUUCUUCGCGUUAACGCCUUGAUGGGUGAAGCAGUAUCAGCCGAUCCAGAAAUAAUGGGGAACUACUUUCUGGUCACUCUCGAAUGGCGAGAAGCCAGUUGUGACAUCUCGGAAACUUUGCUAUGGGACUGGAAGACUGGCAUGCUUCUUGCAAGAAUUCAAGAAAACAAUGCGAUUGAUUGUGCGUUUCUCGACAAGGAGCAUUUCCUUGCAUAUUCAGCUCUUCCCGGGGAUGACCACAAACCCAGUCAUACCGCUCUGCUUGUCUAUCGUAUACCAACAGUCUCCUUGGAUCUAAAAGAAGUACCGCCUAAUGCUGAUUUCCGUCCUACCUCAUACUCCAACUCCAGUCCCGUACUAAUCCUCGAGUUCCCAAAGCUGAAGGCUUCUUGGCGACUUACCGGGCAGCAUCUCGCAUCAAGGUUAGAACCGCUUCCGGGCGAUGUUGUAUAUACCAAAUCGGCGACCUUCCUUUGCUCACGGGUCAACACCCUCUUCUUACAUUUUCGAAUACGGAAUGCGUUAACAUGGGAUUCUUAUGCGUCUAGAUCGCGUGAAGGGGCUUCCGCCAGCUAUCGCAUAUGUGUUAGCACGCACUACCUAUUUAGACAUCUCAAGGAAUGUGGUUUGGAAGAUAUACCCACUCGUAGUAUACCGUGGAGCCAAUGGGGUACGAAAUCAACCCGGUGGUUUAUGGAUGACGAUUCAGUGGAACACAUGGCACCCAACCUUUACGGAUCUCAGUACGUACGAGCAACUACUAUCAAAUCGGGUACAUCUCAGCUCCUCUCAAUUGUGAACUUCAACACACCCACGAUUAUGCGACAGGCAUAUAUUUCCGCAUCCUCAUCUCGAGCUAAACGUACAUCAGCCGAUAAAGCAGAGAAAACAGCGGUUCUAGAAGGCAAGGGGUUAACUGCAGGACGCCUGUUUCAGACACGAAUAAGCUCGGCCAAGAUACCCAUGCCCGACUUCGGAAUGCCCCUAAAUCACGAAAUUUUCACAGAAAUAUUGGGAGGGAUAUGA
Molecule: messenger RNA, 1386 nt
Organism: Rhizoctonia solani
Lineage: Eukaryota; Fungi; Basidiomycota; Agaricomycetes; Cantharellales; Ceratobasidiaceae
Product: F-box-like domain protein
Exons: 3
Coding region: 1-1386 (461 amino acids)
Source: RefSeq, a predicted model, not a curated record